Messenger RNA from Metarhizium brunneum ARSEF 3297, 648 nucleotides. RefSeq lists its product as uncharacterized. The record is from RefSeq and is a predicted model, not a curated record. NCBI's taxonomy places the organism in Eukaryota, Fungi, Ascomycota, Sordariomycetes, Hypocreales, Clavicipitaceae.
AUGGCUGUCCCCCCCAAAUUCGCGGGCCACAAGCUCGAAUUCGCCCCCUCGCCAUCGACCUCGUCCGCCCCCCAUUCCAAGCACACGUUCGAGCUCUACGUCGACUACUGCUGCCCCUUCUCGGCCAAGCUCUUCCGCACACUCAGCAACGACGUCAUCCCCGCCAUCCGCGACAACAAGUCCUGGGCCUCCAACCUGACCCUCAUCUUCCGCCAGCAAGUCCAGCCGUGGCACCCCUCGUCCACGCUGAUGCACGAAGCGGGGCUCGCGGUGCUGCGGCUCGCCCCCGGCAAGUUCUGGGCCUUUAGCAGCCAGCUGUUCGAGGAACAAAAGGACUUUUUCGACGCCAACGUCGUCGGCGAGACGCGAAACGCCACGUAUAAGCGGCUGGCGAAGAUUGCUGGCAAGGUCGGCGUCGACGAGGCCCAGGUCUACCGGCUGCUCGAGAUUUCCGACAAGCCCGCCGAAAAUGGCUCGCUGAACAGCGGGAACCAAGUCACGAACGACCUCAAGGUUGUUACCAAGAUGAACAGAUUGGUGGGGGUCCACGUCACCCCGACGGUGGUGUUUGACGGGGUCGUGCAGGAUACCAGCUCUGGGUGGACUUUGGACCAGUGGAAAGAGUGGCUGUCUAAGAAUGUAGUUUGA